Molecule: messenger RNA, 4073 nt
Organism: Ctenopharyngodon idella (grass carp)
Lineage: Eukaryota; Metazoa; Chordata; Actinopteri; Cypriniformes; Xenocyprididae
Gene: rxfp3.3a1
Product: relaxin family peptide receptor 3.3a1
Exons: 1
Coding region: 360-1412 (350 amino acids)
Biological process (GO): immune response; G protein-coupled receptor signaling pathway
Cellular component (GO): membrane
Molecular function (GO): G protein-coupled receptor activity
Source: RefSeq, a predicted model, not a curated record
UGAAACAUUUCUUUACUUUAUUAUGGUUUUUUUUUCAUUACUCUAUGUUAUUUUAUAAAGGUAUAAGCAUAAAAAAAUUCUACUGCAAAAGCGGAGCGAGGUUUUGUUUACGUUUACUCGGUGUCGUCCUGUCAAUCAAACGGGAAGACGAAUCACUGCUCUCGAUGGGCGGGAACAUUUAAAAAGCGGCCGACAUAAAUUCUUGAGCGCGCCGCAUUGUGCUCACUGCUCACAGUUUUAGCACCUUGGACUUGCCUGCGUAGUUAUAAAGGAUGAGUGAUGUUUUGACAGUUAAAAAGCCUAAAAUUAAGUAAUUAAUGUGAUUAAACAAUAGGCCUACUAAUUAUAGAUGAGUACAUAUGAAUCUAGUGUAUAUAAGUAGUACAUUAUCUGUCGUCAUGGGCAACAAUGAAGUUGUAAAAUCGCUGGAUAUAAUGGGAGACAGUAAUCAGAGUGGUGUAAUCAACAGAUCCAUCAGUGAUCGCUUUAAAAGCCUGGAAGACAUUGAUGUGUCCGCCGAUGGGAGUCCGGUGUUGAGGUGCAUGAUCUCCAUCACCUACUCGGUUGUUUGCGUAGUAGGUUUGAUCGGCAACCUGCUGGUCUUCUUCUUCAUACGCGUGAAACGAGAGAGACGCACAUCCAAAAUAAACUUUUUCAUCCUCAAUUUGGCCGUAACAGAUUUUCAGUUUGUGUUGACUUUGCCUUUCUGGGCCGUAGACACAGCGUUGGACUUCAGCUGGCCGUUUGGGGACGCCAUGUGUAAGAUCAUCCUGUCAGUGACUGUGAUGAACAUGUACGCGAGCGUCUUCUUCCUGACCGCGAUGAGCAUCACACGCUACUGGUCAGUGGCUUCAGCUCUGAAGGACCGCAGCAGACAGACCAGCUGCUCCAUCAGGUGGGUCAGUGUCGUCCUGUGGUCUCUGGCCACCGUAGCCACCGCGCCAACGUCCAUUUUCUCCACAGUCACUACCGUGGCCGGCGAAAAACUUUGUUUGUUGCGGUUCCCCGACGGACAGUAUUGGUUGGCAGUCUAUCAUCUCCAGAAAAUACUAAUUGCUUUUAUUUUGCCAAUGGCAAUAGUCUCCAUCAGUUACCUGCUGCUGUUGAGGCUCAUCCGACUACGGAGCAUGAAGAGCAACUCCAAAAGAAGAACGCAAGUCACAAAGUCCGUCACCAUAGUAGUCUUGUCGUUCUUCCUCUGCUGGAUGCCCAAUCAUGCCAUAACGUUGUGGGGCGUGCUGGUGAAAUUCAAUGCGGUGUACUGGGAUAAGUCGUACUAUAUCGUUCACACCUAUGUGUUUCCGGUGACUGUGUGCCUGGCGCACGCAAACAGCUGUUUAAAUCCGUUUAUUUACUGUCUGAUGCGCAAAGAAUUCAGGAAAAAACUAAAGAACCGGUUUCUCCGAGUCUGAGAAACAAGUGCACGCGCACCCCGCGCGACUCAAUCCUGUGGAACAAAUGUAUUCAAUGAGUUAUUUGAAACAAAAUGUAACUUUCAGUCAUUGUUUACUCACCCUCAUGUUUUCCGAGCCUUUAUGACUUUAUUUCUUCAGUGGAGUUCAAAAGGAGAUGUCAGUUCACAGGUUUGGGACAACAUGAGGGUGAGUAGCCAAAAUAAUGACAGAUUUGUUAUUUUGGGCAAACUGCCUCAACAGUAUAUUCGUUUGUUGUACAUAAAUUGUAUUGUGUGAAUGUCUUUGUAUUACCUCGUGUUCUUGUGGAAUAUUGUUUUCAAAUAGGCUAAUCGAGAUAAAAUGUUAGCCUACAUUACUUUUACAUUAAAACCAACACUUCAAAACACGCAGCUAAAUUAAAUUUAGUGGCUCAAUUUCAAUGCACUAAGGACUGAUAUGCUCUACUGAUAUUUUUAAAUUAAUACCGUAUUGUGCACUUUAGAUCUCAAUUAAUUGUGUAGGCCUAUAUAUUGUUUUUAAUAUUAAAUUAAAAUAUUAAAAUAAAUUAAAAUCUGACUUAGUAAACACAGAAUAUAUAAGAGAGCAUGGAUGUUGUUGGGGAGGAUUAUGCUUUAGUAAGUAUUAGGCUUUGAUUUAAAAGUCCAGUUUGUGUUUUCCCUAGUAGUGUUUUUGUAUGUUAGUUUAAUACAUUGUUCAAAAACUUCUUAAAAAUGUUUUGUUGUGAAUUUGAUCCUCUAAAGUCAAAUUCCAAUAUCAUAUUUUACAAUACAAGUUGUUGGGGUAACAAGUGGACUAAUAAAACUAGACACACUGACACUAUAGAUUUUAACCAAAAGGCUGAAUUGUGUUUUGAGGACAAAAGUAUUUUGCAUAAAUGUCAAGCCCUGUUCUACAUGUUACAAUUUUACACAGCGUAUUAAAUAUUUGUUGGCCAAAAUUUUGGUUUGAUAUUGUAGGGUACCUUUGACAUCUUUGCAAUUUCACAAUUUUUCAUUUUAAUUUUUUUUUUUUUUUUUUUGCAUAGUUAUUUUUACUGUUUAAAUUUAGCUGAGAAGCCUAUAAUAGGCUGUUUAAUGGUCAGUUCCAUUAUGACAGCUUGCCCAGCUAUGAAAUUCAAUAGCCUGAGAAAGAUUAAUCAGGGUAAACAUUGUGACCACAACUAGCCUCCGUCUCCCCUAUGUUGCUAUUUUCAUCAUAAGCCAUUUAGAAUUAUUAAAAAUAUCUGCAUGCCCCUCUCUCAUAUCCAGUCUCAUUCUCAAUUAGCAUUACUGACAGACACUCCCACAAGCUCUCAGCCAAGAUACCACUAUCCAUCCUGAUCAGAGCUUUGCGAAUCAAAGUAUUCUGCAAUUCAUUAGGCAAAAAGCAUAAACGUUUCAUUUAGUCGAGCAAGGCCAUGUCAGUUUCUUCAGAACAUGUUCUUGUGUCCUGUAGAAGUGACAGCUCUGCGGCAUGCAGUUAAUUACCCAGAAAGGGGCGAUCAGGUUCAUGACCGAUGAGAAUACUUAACGUCUUGUUAAAUUGUGGUUGCUUUAAAUCACUUACAUAGUAAGCUAAUGAUGGUCAUUUGCAGGCAAUUUGGAAGAUUUGAAAAGACAGUACAUCUGCUGCUGUUUACCGUCACACUCACACAGGAGCCUUUUAAUGGACACCCGGCACAGAAUUGAUGCUCUUGACGAUGUCCUGUUGGUUAUGAUACAGUACGUCACACUCCCGUGUUCAGACUGUAGAGGGUAACGGACUGUGAGGAACAGUCAAUCUUUUUUAGAUGCAAAUAUUUUUCCACUGAAGCCAAACCAAAAGUAUCCUUUAAAACAAAGCCGUAGGCACAGUUAUGGCUCCUAUAACUCUGCUGCUCUCAUUUUAUGUGUGCACUUAAAUGUCAUUUGAAUACUAUUUGUAAUGGGAAAAAAACAGAAAAAUUCUGCAUGUGUAAUUGAAGGUCCUGUUUGUGUACACACUGUGUCUAUUCAAAGUAGCCCAUAUGUUUUGACCAGUACUGCUGCUACAACCCUUUUUCAUGUGAUGUGGUCACACAUGUGGAGGUAUGGAAUGGACUACCUUCUCGUUUCUGUUAAACGACUCUUGGUUUAAUCCAGGGUUUACAUUACUGUGCUGUGUGGAUGUAAAUCUGCCAGAUUGCCUAUGAAUGUUUGUCAAUAUUACAAAAUUCGCUUUGUUCUCCCGCUGAGUGUGCUGAUAUAAUCAGAUCCCCACUGUUAACAGGAUUUCCUGUGGAGACAGGGUUUCCUAUUACAGACUGAGUUAGGAGUUAUGUUGUAAUAGUCAUUUCUUAAUGCACAUCAUCAUAUCAACAUAUUCCCAUGAUGAUCUAGAUAAGAAUUUUACACAUAUUAAAAUUUAAUUUGCCCCCUUAAGUUCCACCCACAGCAUUUCACUAAUAUUGCUGUCUGCCUUUGGACUUAUUCAGUAACAAUAUAAACCAAAAAGUAGAAGUGAAUGUACUGUACUGCAUGUAUUAUAAUCGACUUGCUUGUAUUUCUGUACAGUUACCUCUGUUGUGAUUUCUUCUUAUUAUUAUUAUUGGGCCUGAUUGUUUGACCUUUUUAAAUGAACGGUGAAAUACAUUUAAUCAUGUCUGUGUUUUGAUCAUUGUUGUGAGAUUUCAAAGUCUGACAAUGACUCAUAAUAAAUUCU